Molecule: messenger RNA, 1193 nt
Organism: Cryphonectria parasitica EP155
Lineage: Eukaryota; Fungi; Ascomycota; Sordariomycetes; Diaporthales; Cryphonectriaceae
Exons: 1
Coding region: 342-1070 (242 amino acids)
Biological process (GO): double-strand break repair via homologous recombination; resolution of meiotic recombination intermediates
Cellular component (GO): RecQ family helicase-topoisomerase III complex; nuclear body
Source: RefSeq, a predicted model, not a curated record
AUCCCAAGCUGAGUUGGUGCAAUUCCCUAUCUCUCUCUGUGCGUAAUAAGUAGUCGAAUUUCAUCCCCAACGAAUAGAGGGAGGGAGGCUUCAAUUCUGGAGAGGCAAUGGGAUUCGGACUUCAACACGUCGGCAGUUGACGAUUCGAUCGGGUGCAAACUAAGUAAGGGGGCAGAGGGCAAACGACGUCGGCAACUUUCGAAUGCUUGACCACCAAAGACGGGCAGACACAUAGCAGAUUCCCACCGUAUCGACACGAGCGGAAUGGUGAAGAUGAGAUACUAUAAUUCUUCUCCAGAAAAGUAACGUCGAGGUCGUCUCUUGAGAAAACAGCUGCCACGAUGAGUCUGGCAUCCCAGAUUCUCACGCAGCUCCAGCCUCAUCACAUCCCACCACCCUCUCAAGAAUGGCUGCAGACGCUCGUCUCCUCGCGGAACCCACCACCGCCUCUCAACUCACUGGUCAUGACCGCCAAGACGCGUCUUCUCGCGUCAGAUCUGACCACGCCAGGCCUGCUGGACGCAGCCAAGAUCCCCACAAUCUGUCUUCCCGAGGGUGUCGCCGCACCAACCGUCAAGGAGACCCGCCUCGGUACCGAUGUUUACGUCCAGGUCGUCGACAUUGAAAACCUGUCAAAGAGCCGGUGGGACCAGGUCGAGGCACUGGAAGCUAUUGAGAGGGGGGAACAGACACGAGGGCGUGAAGUGAUUCGCCUCCCUGUUGGUGGUUCAGAGGGAGACGAGCUGGCCGCCAGGAGGGAGGGCGGGACAACCACCCAGGCCGACAAUGCAGGGGCGUCGAGGAACGUUACGCAUCGACUGCUACUUCAGGACUGCAGGAGGCAGCAAGUCUACGGUCUCGAGCUUGUCCGGCUGCCAGAGAUUACCAUUGGUUCCCUCAAUAUAGGAUCCAAGAUUUUGCUCAAAAAAGGCACCAUCGUGUCUAGAGGAGUCAUCAUGUUGGAGCCCAGCAGCUGCCAGUUUCUGGGCGGAAAAGUCGAUGCAUGGCACAAGGCGUGGACGAGUGGGCUUCUCGCCAGGCUUAGGGAAGCGGCUCGUGCUGGAGACUGAAAGCUCGAGAUAGUCUGGGCGCGAUUAGAAAAUCGAAAUUACGUUCAUCUUCGAGCUCAUCAGGAGCCAAGCUUGACCCACAUCGCCCUGGAACGUAGUACAUAUUUUAACCCUUGGACUCUC